Messenger RNA from Lindgomyces ingoldianus, 1593 nucleotides. RefSeq lists its product as uncharacterized. NCBI's taxonomy places the organism in Eukaryota, Fungi, Ascomycota, Dothideomycetes, Pleosporales, Lindgomycetaceae. The coding region runs from base 105 to 1241 and encodes 378 amino acids. The transcript is spliced from 2 exons. The record is from RefSeq and is a predicted model, not a curated record.
CUUUUUUUUCCCUUGAAGCAACACCCCACUUUGACUUCACUUCCACCGAAAACUAGUUUUCUCAUUCUGACAGGUUUCGUUGUUUGCCUCACGACUUCUUCAUCAUGGGGUACGUCGAUCAUGCUGUUCGUCGCAGCCUUGAGCACCCGCGUGCCAUGAACUUCAUCCGGAGGGCAGUUGAAAAGGCACCCGAAGUAGAGAUCCCGAAAUGGGGUGUUGCUGUUUUGGCCAUCACCCUCAUCGUCCUCAUCCUCGGCGUGAGUGCUAUUGAAUACACGCUCAAAGAUGUCAUUGCCACUCUUGCCAUGGUUGAGACGCCCUCGGCCGCCAUCACCGUCUCCCCAUCCUCAGAAUCCCCACCCAAAGAUGUGAAGGAAGACCUUCUUGAGACCGGCCCUACCAUCACGCUCGUCCACACGAAGCCCAUUACCUCCAGCAUCCGUGGAACGAUUCGACACCUCAUCUCUCAGGCUGGCCGCUUCUCGCGCUGGCGAGGUAUCAAGUCCUUCCUUCUCUACAACUUGUGCUUUAGCAUUGUUGGCAAUCUCAUAGAGUCCAUCCUUCCCCGCGUCCCAGGCCGUCUUAUUCUCGCCUCCGGCCUUGCUGGUGCUCUCUGUGCGAACUUGCACGCCGCCUGGACCCACAAGGUCAUCUCCAUGCCUUCGGACACUAAGUUCCUGCGUCGCAUCCCCGCCCGCUCUAACUGGAAGCUCCUCGCUCUCCCUGCCGCUAUCAACGCCUCUGCCGGCUACCUCUCCUUCUAUGUGGCCCACGGCUCUAGCAUGCUUCUCGGCCUGCACCGCAUCCACAACCAGAACCCCGCCGCAUUUUCAGGUGCCGAGUGGGUCUCUGUAGUCUUCCGUGUCCUCGCCGUCAUUAUCAUUGUCAUCUCCUGCUGCCUCUUCAUCGUCCUCCCCGCCCACGUCACCCAGAUCCGUGUCGAAGCCUCAAUCCUCCCCGAAGACCAAGACACCAUCAUUCCUUUUGACCGCACCCUCGGCGGAAAAGUUGUUCCUAAGAUCUUGGGCGGAACGGGCUGCGUUGGAUUCUUGGAUGCGUGGAGGUCUUUCAACUGGGAGGCCCGUCGCCGUCUCAUUAAGCUUUACACUAAGAUCGUCUUGAUCAUCACUGCUUUGGUGUUUGUCGUCGCUCAUAUCAUGGCUUUUGAGACUUGGGCUAUUAUGGGACCAGCUUUGGGCAAGUUUUUGGCUCAGGCUAGACAGCAGGGUUACAUUGCUUGAGCGUAGGUACGGGAUGUCGGACGCUUGAAGACAUCGAGGGCAUGGCGAAUUAAAGAUCGCUAGGAUAAGGGUUUAGUGACGGUUAAGGUUUGAGCAGGCGUGUCAAAAUGAAUCCUAUUGAGUUGGCGUUUCGGAAUUAUUGAUAUGCAGCAACAGGAUUAUCGGAAUAUGCAAUACAGGCCCUUCUCGACUAUCUGUAUGUGUAUGGUCUAUAGCGCAGAUCAUGAAUCCAAUUCCUUUGUAACGGAACCUAGUAAGCGUUUCGAAAUAUGUUUGAUAUUUUGUGAACAUAUUCGGGAAUCUGUAAAUGUAUUCCUUGAGUUCUUAUUCUCAAAAUUUACAUUUCUAAGUU